This is a messenger RNA of Durio zibethinus, 2223 nucleotides long. Its product is annotated as calcium-dependent protein kinase 28-like. Lineage: Eukaryota; Viridiplantae; Streptophyta; Magnoliopsida; Malvales; Malvaceae. Gene Ontology annotation, biological process: protein phosphorylation. The record is from RefSeq and is a predicted model, not a curated record. Gene Ontology annotation, molecular function: calcium ion binding; protein kinase activity; ATP binding.
GGCCCUUUCCUUCUGCCCUUCUUCCUUCCGUGUUUCCUCUCUCAUUUCCUCCCCUUUUCUUUCUCUUUGGGGGCUUAAUCAUUUAAUUUUUUGCUAUUUAUUUCGUUACUCCUUUUCUUUUCUUAUGGAAUUCUGUCUCUAAAACUCAUUCCUUUAGUAUCCUCUUCUUCUAAUCAUGGGAAUCUGUCUCUCCACCACCAAAGUCAGUGGCUCAAGCAGCAACGCCAACGCCAACGCCAACGCCAACCAUCGCAAAGAACAACAAUCCUCCGCCACCACAACAACAACCAAUGAGAAGAAGGCGUCUCGAAAGCCAAAUGAUCGACAGGUUCAGCAGCAGCAGCAACAACAACAGGGGAAGAGUUCUCAGCCUUUAAAGGUCAAAGGGAAACAAAGUACGAGGAGACAAAGUGGGAUCAUCCCAUAUGGCAAACGUACGGAUUUUGGGUACCAUAAGGAUUUUGAUCAGCGUUACACAAUUGGGAAAUUGUUGGGACAUGGGCAAUUUGGUUACACCUAUGUUGCCACAGACAAGGCAAAUGGGGAUCGUGUUGCAGUUAAGAAAAUUGAGAAAAAUAAGAUGGUUCUUCCUAUUGCUGUUGAGGAUGUCAAGCGAGAGGUCAAGAUAUUGGAAGCCCUGAAAGGCCAUGAGAAUGUGGUUCAGUUUUAUAAUGCAUUUGAGGAUGAUUCCUAUGUAUACAUUGUUAUGGAGUUAUGUGAGGGUGGAGAACUGCUGGACCGGCUUUUGGCCAAAAAGGGCAGCCGCUAUAGUGAAAAAGAUGCAGCAGUAGUUGUACGGCAGAUGCUCAAAGUUGCUGCUGAGUGUCAUUUGCGUGGCUUGGUGCACCGUGACAUGAAACCUGAGAAUUUCCUAUUUAAGUCAACCAGAGAGAACUCACCUCUGAAGGCUACAGAUUUUGGUUUGUCAGACUUUAUCAUACCUGGGAAGAGGUUUCGAGAUAUUGUUGGAAGUGCCUACUAUGUUGCUCCUGAAGUAUUAAAAAGAAGGUCAGGGCCUGAAUCAGAUGUAUGGAGUAUUGGUGUAAUUACCUACAUUUUGCUCUGUGGGAAGCGGCCUUUUUGGGAUAAGACUGAGGAUGGUAUAUUUAAGGAGGUUUUGAAGAACAAGCCUGAUUUUCGUCGUAAACCAUGGCCAACAAUUAGCAAUAGUGCUAAAGACUUUGUGAAGAAGUUAUUGGUGAAGGAUCCUCGGGCUAGAUUGACAGCUGCUCAGGCGCUAUCACACCCAUGGGUUAGAGAAGGAGGAAGUGCAUCUGAGAUUCCUGUUGAUAUAUCUGUUCUCAAAAACCUGCGGAAAUUUGUUAAGUAUAGUCGAUUGAAGCAGUUUGCUCUGAGGGCGUUGGCUAGCACACUUAAUGAAGAGGAGAUAGCUGAUCUCCGGGAUCAGUUUGAUGCAAUUGAUGUGGAUAGGAAUGGUUCUAUUAGUCUUGAAGAGAUGAGACAGGCCCUUGCUAAAGAUCUUCCUUGGAAGCUGAAGGAAUCACGUGUCCUUGAAAUUCUUCAAGCAAUUGAUAGCAACACAGAUGGGCUAGUUGAUUUCACCGAGUUUGUUGCGGCAGCUCUACAUGUGAAUCAAAUGGAAGAACAUGAUUCUGAUAAAUGGCAGCUGCGGUCACAGGCUGCUUUUGAGAAAUUUGAUGUAGAUAGAGAUGGGUUUAUAACUCCAGAGGAACUUAGAAUGCACACGGGCUUAAGAGGUUCCAUUGACCCUUUGCUUGAGGAGGCCGACAUCGAUAAAGAUGGAAAAAUAAGCCUUUCAGAAUUUCGCAGACUUUUACGAACUGCAAGCAUGGGAUCACGGAAAGUACCAAGUCCAUCUGGUCAGGGGAAUACUCGGAAGUUAUAGUUUAGAAUUGAAUUUUUGAGGUUUGACAACUGGAGAGACAAAAAAGAAAGCAAGAACAACGGAGCAUUUUUCCAGAUUUUGCUGGCUUGGUAUUUGUAAUGGAUCCCAACCAUGCAUCCAUCCACAUGUCUCCAUCAGCAUUCUAGGGACCCUUUUUGCCUUUAGUAUUUCUUGAUGCCAUCUGCUUUUGUGAAUUCACUGCAGUGAGAGGUCCAUAGGAGUUGAUGUUGGCUCUCUUGGAUUGAAUAUGGUAUCAUUCUUUGGUUGGGUAUUUCUUGUUUGUACCCUUCAAAUUUGUAAUAUGUGACUAUAAAAUAAUUUUAUCAAUGAAAAUAUGGUGCAUCCGAAUUUAUUCA